This is a messenger RNA of Capronia coronata CBS 617.96, 1047 nucleotides long. RefSeq lists its product as uncharacterized. The transcript has a single exon. Bases 1 to 1047 code for a protein of 348 amino acids. The record is from RefSeq and is a predicted model, not a curated record. Gene Ontology annotation, molecular function: oxidoreductase activity, acting on NAD(P)H. NCBI's taxonomy places the organism in Eukaryota, Fungi, Ascomycota, Eurotiomycetes, Chaetothyriales, Herpotrichiellaceae.
AUGGCCAAUGAAUCCAACGUCGCGGCCCUUCUGACGGGCCAGAAUGAACCUCUCGUUGUUCAAGGUGUUGCCUAUCCCAGCGUGGGCGAAGAUGAACUUGUGGUGCGUAACCAUGCCAUUGCCGUGAAUCCCGUGGACUAUGCCAUGCAGAUGCUGGGCACGACGCUGUUUUCCUGGCUGCAGUAUCCCUACAUUCUCGGCGAGGAUGUCGCUGGCGAGGUCGUCGAGGUGGGCAGCGCAGUCACCGGCUUCAAGGUUGGCGAUCGCGUGGUGGGCCAUGCAGUACUAGGAAGCGACACCAGCACCGGAGGUGCUUUCCAGCGCUAUUCUCGAUUGUUGUCGAACAUGGUCUCGUCAAUUCCCGAUUCCUUGGCCUACGAGGAUGCGGCGGUGAUUCCUCUCGGGCUCUCCACCGCUGCCUCUGGCCUGUUCCAGAAGGACUAUUUGGGUCUGCAAUAUCCUUCGAUAAGCCCUCAGCCUACAGGCAAGACUCUUCUGAUCUGGGGCGGAUCGACCAGUGUGGGCAGCAACGCCAUCCAGCUGGCCGUGGCAGCUGGCUACGACGUGAUUACGACGGCGUCACCCAGAAACUUCGAAUACGUUAAGGGCCUCGGGGCUACCCAGGCAUUUGACUAUCAAAGUCCUACCAUCGGGGCCGAUCUUCUGGAAGCUUUCAAGGGCAAGAGGUGUGCCGGUGGCCUGGCAAUUGCUGGCGUGGUCCCGCAAGCCCGAACAGAAGCUGCUGAAGCCUGUCUUGAAGUUAUCGCCAAGUCGGAAGGGGACAAGUUUGUAGCUCUCGCUAUGCCUCUGCCACCGCAGCUCCCAGACGGGGUAGGGGCCAAGUUCAUCUUUGCUAGCGGCCUGAAGGAUAGCGAAGUGAGCCAUGUCAUCUAUGGGGAUUAUCUGCCCAAGGCUCUGGCUGCGGGGAAGUUCACUCCGGCUCCUAAGGCGGAAGUCGUAGGGCAGGGGUUUGAGGCUAUCCAGGGAGCGUUGGAUGCAUUGAAGCAGGGAGUGUCAGCUAAGAAAUUGGUGGUUACUCUUCCGUAA